UAAACGUCCAGCCAGUGGAGGUCCGAUACCCACAAUUCCGUGCUUUGUUUACAAACCUGAAAAUCGGUCACUUUAAAGACAUAAAUGAUCACGUGACUGAGAUGUAAACGUGUGGUGAUGGUUUCAGGCUGUAGAUCUGGGGGUCUUUGUGUGUGAGAGGUUUAACUACAUACAUGUGGGUUUAAAAUGCUGAUUAAAACACAAAGCUCCAGGAAACUGAAUGAGAGCAGGGUUUGGUUCGGGGAUGAGUUUAUAGAGUUAGUGUGUGUGGAGUGUAAGGAGUGUGUUAUGUGUGGAGUGUGAUGAGUGUGAUGUGUGAGUGAUGAGUGUGAGGAGUGUGUGUGAUGUGUGUGUGAUGUGUGUGUAAGGAGUGUGUGUGUGAUGUGAUGUUACCGGGGUAAAGGGGGAAGAGGAGGAGGAGGAGGAGGAGCAGGAGAUCUGCAGUGAAACAGAAGAUAAGCUCGGCUUAAUUCCAGCUCUGCUGUUACUGAAGUAAAACUAGUAACCAGACGCUGUAUUUGUGCGACAUAUGGGAGAAUGAUCAGGAGAAGAAACCUUCAUAUCGCCAGGAGCGGGACACACAAGUCGUUUUUGUCCUUUUAACCAGCGGAUUAUUAACAGCUCGAGUCAUAAACCCGAAAUAGUCCGUGUGUGUAAUGGGGAAGGAGGUGAACGGGGUGUCGAGGAGUCGCUUUGAGAUGUUCUCAAACAAUGACGAGGCCAUCAUCAACAAGAAACUGCCAAAGGAACUGUUACUACGAAUUUUUUCCUUUCUGGAUGUGGUCACCCUCUGUCGCUGCGCACAAGUGUCUCGGUCGUGGAAUGUUCUGGCUCUAGAUGGCAGUAACUGGCAGCGCAUCGACCUCUUCGACUUCCAGAGGGACAUUGAGGGUCGUGUGGUAGAGAAUAUUUCAAAGCGAUGUGGAGGUUUCCUGAGGAAGCUCAGUCUCCGAGGCUGUUUAGGUGUGGGAGAUGGUGCACUCAGGGCGUUUGCACAGAACUGCAGAAACAUUGAGCUGCUCAGUCUGAAUGGCUGCACAAAGAUCACAGACAGUACCUGUAACAGUCUGAGUAAAUUCUGUCCCAAACUGAAGCACUUGGAUCUCGCCUCCUGCACCUCCAUCACCAACCUGUCUCUCAAAGCACUCAGUGAGGGCUGUCCGAUGUUGGAGCAGCUGAACAUCUCAUGGUGCGAUCAGGUGACCAAAGACGGCAUCCAGGCGCUCGUCCGCUGCUGUCCGGGGCUGAAGGGCCUCUUCCUCAAAGGCUGCACACAGCUGGAAGACGAGGCUCUGAAGCACAUCGGUGCUCACUGUCCAGAACUGGUCACUCUCAACCUACAGACAUGUUCGCAGAUCACAGAUGAAGGCUUGAUAACGAUUUGUCGAGGUUGUCAUCGGCUGCAGUCUCUGUGUGUCUCCGGCUGCGCAAACAUCACAGACGCCAUUCUAAACGCUCUGGGACAGAACUGCCCUCGUCUCAGAAUAUUAGAAGUGGCUCGUUGUUCGCAGCUUACAGACGUCGGUUUUACCACACUCGCACGGAAUUGUCAUGAAUUGGAGAAGAUGGAUCUGGAGGAGUGUGUGCAGAUCACAGACUCCACUCUCACACAGCUGUCCAUACACUGCCCUCGGCUCCAGGUUCUCAGUCUGUCUCAUUGUGAGCUGAUUACAGACGAUGGGAUCCGUCACCUGGGCAGUGGGCCGUGUGCUCACGACAGACUGGAAGUGAUUGAGCUGGAUAACUGCCCGCUCAUCACAGACGCCUCGCUGGAGCACCUCAAAACCUGUCACUGCCUCGACCGCAUUGAGCUGUAUGACUGCCAACAGAUCACACGCGCCGGGAUAAAGAGGCUCAGGACCCACUUGCCCAACAUUAAAGUCCACGCCUACUUUGCACCGGUGACUCCGCCACCUUCAGUAGGAGGAAGUCGACAGAGGUUUUGCCGGUGCUGUAUCCUGCUAUGAUGUCACAGCCUCUGCCUCCUCGACCUUUCAACCUGAUUGUCCAGUAGCACACGCUGGUGUUUCACUUGGUAAAGCAAAUGAGAAAGAGAGACAAAAAAGGUAGAGAGAGAAAGAGACAGAGUGUGUGUGUGUGUCCUUACAAAGUGUUCAAUAUUUUAGGUUUCUUUCGUUGCCUCCUAAAAUCCACUGCACAUCAAAAGUAUUUCUAUUUUUUACAGCAAGUGUUUAAUGUUUCUGAUGUUGCUGAUGUUAAGUCUGAGUGCUUCACAGUGCCACCUUUAGUCAGCUAGACAUGAAAGGCAAGUCAGUAAACGAGCAGAUGAUGAGUGAUUCGGGGACUGAAUCAGUCAUGGGUCAGUUAGUGAGUCCAUCAGUUGAGUCCAGGAGUCGGUUAUGGAGUGCGAAUAAUGAAUUGUGAGUCAUUUGUCAAGUGAUUUGAAUAGUUGAGUAAUGAAUCAAGGAGUCAAGUCCAGGAGUCGGUUAUGGAGCGAUCUCUGACCCGGUUAUAUCCGGAAGUCGAGUUCAGGAGUCAGUGAGUGAGGCAACGUUUAGUCAGGGAGUCUGUAGGACAUGAAUCAUGAGUGAGAUCCACUAGUCAUGCGUCAGUCAGUGAGUUUGCUAGUUACAUUAGUUACAUGAAUUAGUCCAGUGAAUCACGUGAAUCUUAUGAGUCAGUUAGGCAAGUCAUAAGAAAGUCUCGUAUGUGACGAUUCUGUCGAGAGUCAGGUGAGUCAGUGAAUCACAUUUAAAAAUGAGUAUUAUAAAGUGAACCCUCGCUCCCAAAUUGAUGCUUAUUAAUUCUUAUUUUUAACUGGGACAAAAGCUCAUCUCGAACAAUCUUUAAAUGCCAUAAAGAAUGGACACAAACACACCCACACAAUCUCUCUCUCUCUCUCUCUCUCUCUCUCUCUCUCUCUCUCUAAGGUUGGUCAUAUAGAGGAGGCUAAAUAUUUUUCUAAAGCAGUAAAAUAUGCCAAAAGCUGCAUGUUACAAAUCUAGUUUUUAUAUAAAAAAAAGAAAACAAUCCAUAUGAUGGGCGGGGCCUAAACAUAGACAGCCAGUGGGGAAGCAGAAACAGAUGACUCCGCAGUGUCACAACCAGCCAGCCAAUCAGACCUGAUCGACUUGCAAAAGGUACAUGGAACUUUGAGUGGGCGGGGCCUGCAUGCACAGCCAAUUAGAGAUAAGGAAGGAGCGAACGGUGUCAGAGCUGGCCAAUCAGAUCGCAGGAGGACAGAGACGACCAGUGACGUCAUACUUACAGGAUUUAAAGAAUGAUGGAAAGUUCACACCAUUCUUGUGUGUAUGUCUGUGUGUGUGUGUCUGUCUGAGUGUGUAUGUGUGUGUGUGUGUCUCUGUGUGUGUCUUUCACCUCCACGUCACCAACCCAGUUUCCAGCACACACACACACUCUUAAAAACCAGAAUGGGAAAAUGAACUGAACCAAUCUGAGUGUAUUAAUUAGUUUUGUCUGUGUGUGUGCGUGCAUGAGUGUGCAUGCAUGUGUGUGCACGUGUGUGAUCAUGCGUGCGUGGGUGUGUUGGGGAUGGUGUGACUGUAGUGAAUGUGUGUUUAGCUUUGGUUUACACACUUCAUUCAUAAUGCAGAAACUGGAGCCACACACACUGGUUCAUCACUACAGGAGCCGUCUGGUUCAUGAAACAUCACACACACACUCUCUCUCUCACACAAACACACACACGCACGCACGCACGCACGCACGCACACACACACACUAUGAUUAUACGCCUGUCUGUUUGUCUGUUUGCUUUUCUGUCUUUUUGUCUUUCACUUGUGUGUGUGUGUGUGUGUGUGUGUGUGUGUGUUGGGGAUGGUGUGACUGUAGUUCUUGCAAUUACACUUGUUGUAAAUCACUUCCCUUUUACUUUGUUUUUGUUUUCCUUUUUACGAUUAACUCCUAUAAAUAACUAAAUGAAUAAAUGAAUAUGUAUGUAUGAAUAAAUAUAUAACUAUAUUAUUAUUA
Tachysurus vachellii is the source of this 3951-nucleotide messenger RNA. RefSeq names its product F-box and leucine-rich repeat protein 20 (gene fbxl20). The record is from RefSeq and is a predicted model, not a curated record. Gene Ontology annotation, molecular function: protein binding. Bases 657 to 1967 code for a protein of 436 amino acids. Gene Ontology annotation, biological process: SCF-dependent proteasomal ubiquitin-dependent protein catabolic process. The transcript has 15 exons. Lineage: Eukaryota; Metazoa; Chordata; Actinopteri; Siluriformes; Bagridae. Gene Ontology annotation, cellular component: SCF ubiquitin ligase complex.